CCACAGUACUUACCUGAUCAUCAUGAUGAAGCUGAUCCUUUCUCUGACUCUCAUCUGGGCGCUCUCCAGCACAGCUGGAGCCCUUCAGUGUCUACGCUGCCAAAAUGAUCAGUGUACAAACCCACCAUCAUUAACAUGUUCUUCAGAGACCAUGUGUACAACAGCUUCGAUUCAAACCCCUUCAUUUGGAGUUACAGUCCCGCAAAUCAUCAAGGCGUGUGCACCAUCCUCCGUGUGUCCAGCUACAGGCUCUCAGGCAUUUUCAUUUAACGCGGGUCUUGUGCAGAUAGUUGCAUCUCUUCAGUGCUGCAACACAGAUAACUGCAACACAGACAAUGUACCUAAGCCUGUUCCUCAGCCAAACAGCCUAAAGUGUUUCACUUGUGACCCCCUCAUUUCUCACUGCAACUCAUCUCAAUUACAAUGUAAGGGAGUGGAGGACCGCUGCUUUAAAUUGAAUGUGACGAAUGGAGGCAAUACUUCUCCAUUCUCUGGCUGUGCAUCUGCAAACCUGUGUGCACUUGGUGCCAACCUGAGUAGCCUACCUCUCUUGCAAGGUUUUGGUAACAUCAGUACACCCUCCUGCUGUGGGACCAGUUUGUGUAAUGCUGUUACAACAACUGCCAGUGACGCCGGCUGUAUGAGUCUGCUGCUGGGAGUCCUCAUCUUUACCCUCCGUUUUUUUGAAGCCUAAUUUUGGGUUUACUUGGCAGUUAGUGGGGCUUUGUGGGACACAAAGGCAGCAAUGAAAUAGACACACAAACACACAUGUACAAACAACAGAGGGGAUACUACCUUUUUCAUGGCUUUAAUUUACUGGGUACAUACUCAAACGAAAUAAUAGCUUUCUUAAUCAAAUCUAAUUGAAUGCUGUAACAUUAUAUUAAAUUUGAGGUUUUGUAGCAAAUUGUACAAUUAUAUUACUCCAUUUUAGAAAAAUACGAAUCUUUGAUAUUAAUGUAAGACUCAAUAUGAGAAGGAUUGUUGACACUCUUUAUUAUUGUUUAACCUUUUUUGUAUCUUAUUAUCAAUUUUAUGGAUCUUGAUCUGCAGUAUUUCCUCUGUCUUUAUCUGUCUUAUAUUUAUCUACUAUGUUGUUAAGCAACAAUACACCAAAACAAAUUCUUUGUAUGUUAACUGACUUACCAAUAAAGCUGCUUUAAUUUAAACAAAAUAUGCUCUGAUAUUGUCACAGUACAGGUGCAGAAUUCAAAUCUAAUUGCCAGUCAGCAGUGUUGGGCAGUAACGCUUUACUCAGUAACUCGUUAGGCCUACUGUGAUUGGUGGAUUAUGUCUCUGCUCAGCAGCGGAUUGGUGGCUGCAGUUCCAGCUGAUGGUAAAUGAUUGGCUAAAUAAACUGGAAAGGCUCGUGAUCAGGGAGGAUAGUGCUGA
Messenger RNA from Micropterus salmoides (largemouth bass), 1392 nucleotides. RefSeq names its product phospholipase A2 inhibitor and Ly6/PLAUR domain-containing protein-like. The record is from RefSeq and is a predicted model, not a curated record. Bases 23 to 694 code for a protein of 223 amino acids. NCBI's taxonomy places the organism in Eukaryota, Metazoa, Chordata, Actinopteri, Centrarchiformes, Centrarchidae. The transcript has 5 exons.